AUGUCUUCAUCUUCAACCUCAACCUUGACGCGUGAUGGCCUCCGUUACUUCGAGUUUCUUCUCGGUGUGACCCAUUUCUUUGGAUUUUCUAUGGUUUUGUUGUUAGGUAAAUCUUUCAUCAUUCCGGUUCUCACAAACAAGUUUCCAGCGUUUUUUAUGAAUUCCUUUGGCGAUGGAGCGGCCUGGCCGAGGAAAGCGUCGGGAGGGUCCGGCGGCGACCAGCUCCAUGGCCUUCUCAUGGCCGUCGCUUUUGUCUUUUUGCAGGGCGAAGGUUUGAAAAAAAUGCCGCUUUAUGAAGCUUGGAUAUUUCCAGCAUUGUUAGCUUACCGGGUAUAUCGUUACAACGUCAAAAUUCUGUCAAAAUUGAUUCAUGCGGCUCUUCACACUGUGGUAAUCGGGAUGUCGGCCACUGCUUUCGCCGUUAUUAUUCUCACGAAAAAUGCCUCGGUCAGUCAGUUUACUCCGAUGACUGUCAUUUUUAAGUAACCAUGUUUUUUUUAAAUAUAGAGUUUGGAUUCUCAACAAAUCCGAAAGAGUACUUCUUUUUCUUUUCUUUGUUGAUGGUAGACCAUCAAUCAACCAAGGAUUGAGUAAAAUUAGAAAACUUUUCUUAAAAUUUUGCACAAGUUGAAAAGGCUUCAGUUUCUCCGUUUCACUUAAUAGACGUAAAACUCUGUUCAAAAGUCCCGGCUCAUUUUUUUAUCUUUUUUAAAGCAUUGACAGGUUUUAUACAUGUAUCAAAGUGAAAAGUCUUUCUAAAGCGUGAGUUCUUGUCGUGCAAGACUGUGAACUCUUUAAAAGGGAUUUGCGAACAGACUGAACUCGGAUGAAUAAAAGUUUGAGGCUGUUAAUAAAAGUAUGUCGAAUACCUGAGUCAAUUUUUUAUGAAACGGAUUCCGGAGCGCAGUAUGACCGAAAAUAAAAAGAUUUCAUAUCUCAGUAAGGGAUAGUCUCACUAUCAGCUCACAAUGGGACUAAAUGAGACUAGGCUUACUAGAUGUAGUGUUUCACGCUGAUUCUGUCACUCAUUCUGAGGCAACUUCAAAGCCUCAGAAUGAGUGCAAUUUUAUUUUCCAAAAAAAAUUUUCAAGCCCAGAUGUAUUUUUUGAAGAUCCGCAGAUAAGAAAUUUUUUCCAGAAAAACCCGCACUUUUCGAGCAUCCACAGCUGGAUUGGUCUCUCGGUGUUGUUCAUCUACGCGACGCAGUACACCUUCGGCCUGAUGACGUUCUUGUUGCCCUGCGCGCCUCUGAAGACCCGCGCCAGAAUGCUUCCGGUGCACAGGCUCGUCGGCGCGGCUUGUCUUGCCAUCGCCACCUGUCAGUGCAUCGUCGGCUUCGUCCAAGUCGUCAACUGGGGCGGAGUGUCAGUUUCCCCCUUUCUUGAUUUGAAAGAAGCUCAAAUUUCAUUGGUUCAUUCACGACUUCAGCUUUUCUCUAGGACUAAGAUUGAAUCUUCUCGAGUUCGAUAUUAUUAACCAAAAAGUUUUCAAAAGUAGUUCAUGAUUAUCUUAAGUAACUUCUCAAUUUUUGUAAAGAUUUUGAUAGAAUUUACUUCCGUUUUAUUACAAAGAAGGCUAUUUAACUUUGCGUUGAUAAUUACCUGAAAAUUGGUCAGAACAUUUCUUGAACUACCGGAGGAAAAUUCUGGAAGUUUCAGUCUGCACAACCUACCAGUUUUUAAGAAAUAAUGACUUGCAGAAUCUCCUUCAGGUACAUCAAGGAGCGUUCAGGCCGAAUUUGAGAAAGUUCUCAACCAAAAAAGUCGAAUGACUUUCUUUUCCAGACUUUGGACGGCUGUUAGGUCGCAUUGAUAUCUUCCAACGGCCCACUAUUUCAAUUUUUUCUCGUUUCACUCCACUUUUUUUCUUUUGAAUAUUCAAAAAGCGAAUUAACUUCACAGUUUCUUUUUUAGACUCUGAAAUUUUAAUUCAUAGGUCUAAUUACUUGUAAAGCUCAAAAGUAAGUGAAUUUAUGUUUUAAAAGCCAUUUUGAGACCAAUAACAUGUUUAAGAUCGUGUUUCGGAACUCUGAGUUGCAAGAAUCGGAUGGAGUACGUGGCGAACGUCUGCAUGAUGACGAUGAUCAUCUACAGCGCCAUGGUAAUCGUUCUGAUCACUCCGGCGGCUUGGAGACGUGCCAAAACACCCGACGAAAUGAAAUAG
This is a messenger RNA of Caenorhabditis auriculariae, 2163 nucleotides long. NCBI's taxonomy places the organism in Eukaryota, Metazoa, Nematoda, Chromadorea, Rhabditida, Rhabditidae. The record is from the annotation of a GenBank genome assembly.